Messenger RNA from Mya arenaria, 3832 nucleotides. RefSeq lists its product as uncharacterized. The record is from RefSeq and is a predicted model, not a curated record. The transcript is spliced from 11 exons. Bases 153 to 1535 code for a protein of 460 amino acids. NCBI's taxonomy places the organism in Eukaryota, Metazoa, Mollusca, Bivalvia, Myida, Myidae.
AAACAAUAUGGCGGAAAGAGAUUGAUUUCACAUUCCAUUCGGAAAAUCUUUGAAUACUGAAGUUUCCCUUGAAAUAAGCCUUUUAAAAUCAAUCAUUUUCAUCUCAUCUUGAAUAGUUUGUUUUGUUAUAUCGCAUUUUGAAAUCCACCACAAUGCCAGCAGACCAAAAGCUUUACGGCCUUCCAGGGCCUCAAAACAGUGCUGUCCUCAUGGACAUUAUCUCGAAACUGAAGCAGGACCUCCACCAAAGUCGUUUGGAAAACAGCAAGCUUGUGGAUCAGCUCAACUGCCUCAUAGCUCUUGUGAAAAGAGCCUGGGGUGGUGAACAGUCAGCAAUUAUUCACCUGGCCAACAUUGUUGGAAUGGAAGCGCCAAACUUCAGUGUUUCUGACUUUAACAGAAACACACCAAUACCAGAUAAGACUCGUGCAGUCCAGAACUGGGAACGAUUUGCCGUGAGGUUAUUGGAACGAGAUUACCAAGCAAUACGACAUGAAAUUGCUGAACGACAGAAAUUUCAUAUACAGCGACGAGAGAUGUACAUAGCAGAUGUUCUUGAAGAUCACAAGCAUGAGAUGGGGAAAUUCCAGCUCCACAAGAAAAGCACCCCACAGCUGGAGGAUGUUGACAAGCAGUUUAUUCGUUGCUACAGUGCCAAGACACAGGGGGACAGGCGUGUAAAGUCUGCAGGGCACAGGAGGGGUGGACAGAGGGGUCAGCUGUACAGAGCUGCAGAUAUGAUAGAGCGGGCAGGGGUCACUGUGGAUGACCUUCUGGGUCAAACACAGGGACCGACAGACACUGACCAGGUAUUUAAUGGCCUACACAAGAUGGGUGACAAUGAAAGAUUGCUGUACCGACCCAGGGAACACUUUGAUGACCCAAACAGAUACAAACAGGGCAACCUUUUUGACCCCAAUGUGAUCUUCAGUCCUGAGAUGAUGUGGAACAAGAAGCGACCCUCAAGCGCUUCUGAGUCCAGUAUUGGAGGGGGUUAUGGGGUCAGGACAGGGAGCAGGGCACGAUCAGGUUCUGCAGUUAAGCAGGCCCAACUAAUGUUUCUGACAGAGGAAAAACCCAACAGACCGUUAAAGUACGAAACCACAAGGCCCAUCUCAGGGAAACGUCGCCCAUUAAGCGGUAACCCUGCAACAAGGGGAAGAAUAAAGUCUGCACCAGCCCGUCGAGCCGUUCCUCCAACAGUAGUCCGCAAGGACCUUCAUAGCAAAUCUGCACAUGACUUUGGAGAUGAUGGAUCUACGGAACAGAAUGAUGAGUUGCAAGAUAUUGGUCGUAGAAAUUCUACUGAGUAUAAUAUAAGUGAAAAUGACUUUGAUUUAAGAUCUGAUGGCGUAGAAUCGCAGUCUGAAGUGGUCGAAGAUAAGCCACCAAUGGCUGUUAGGGUUAAGAAGGGCCACCCUAUGGACAAGUUUGUUGAAGAUCUAAGAAUGGUGUCUGAAAUGGAAGAAACAUUUAAGAAAACUGCUCUCCAGUUGCAGAAGAAACUUGGUCUAGAAACAAGUGGAUUUGUGUAGUUAUGUUUCAUGUUACAUAUUUAACAUUUUGUUAUAGAAUAUUAUGUCCAAUACUUAUAGUAAAAAUCAUACCAGUAAUAUAAGGCCGAUUGUUCAGAACUUAUUUAAAUUUACUUUCAAAUUUUUACUGAUAUGGAAGUUAAAUGGAUACACUUCUGAUAUACUGUAUUUCUAAGUUUUGAAACAACUGUUUCAGCUGUACUUGAUUAUAUUUGAAUAUGUGAGCACAUUAUUAAAUAUUUUACAUUUAAAAGUUAAUAAUGAUGUCCCUAAUCACGUUGAUAACUUUAACAUAGUUCUGAACAAUCCAGCCAUUAUUCGACUUGUGUUGGAAAGUGUUGAACAAAAGCCAAAUCAAAUUAUAGAAUUGUACACAAAAAUGGAAAAUAAGGCCUAGUAGCGAAUGGAUUCGCCUACAAAGGUGAAAGUGCUAAAAGACUUUUCAUAAAAUUAUCAUAAACUCAUACUCAUUUUCUGAAUUUUGAAAGUGCCAAAACAAGUUUUUAAGCUGAAUCAUAAAAAAUCAGCUAGUUAAUCUUUACAUGCAAGAUGCAAUUAAAUACUUGUGGUCUAAACGAGUGGUUGGAUCUACAAAGAAUCUUGUUUUCAAAAAAAAUGAAUAUUACGAAAAGGUAUUGUAAUUACAUCCAUGUUGUUGAUGUCAGCAUUGUACGAGAACGUCCACUUAAGCUGUAACGCAAAAACUAUGAAAGGAUUUCAUACAAAACUCAUUUGUUAACAGGGACAAAAUGCAUGUAUGAAGACCAUGUUAUGAUAAAACUGGCUUUGAAACUGGUUGAGUUAUGCCUUUUGAUCGACUUUGAGAGACAGAAGAGCUUUGACUGCAUUUUACCUCAUGAAUGACAGAUAGAAAACGAAAGAGCAUUGAUGGAAGUUAUGCCCCUUGUUCAACCGAUAAAAACGGAAGAGCAUGGCUGAGUUAUGUCCCUCUAUUGCCUGAGAAAAACUAAAGAGCAUUGACUGAGUUACGCCCCUUGUUAAACUAAGAGAAACAGAAGAGCAUUGGCGGAGUUAUGCCCCUUGUUCAAUCGAAAGAAACGGACAAGAAUUGGCGAAGUUUUGCCCCUUUUUCAACUGAGAGAAACGGAAGAGCAUUAGCGAAGUUACGCCCCUUGUUUAAUUAAGAGAAAAAGAGCAUUGGCUGAGUUAUGCCCAUUGUUCAACUGAGAGAAACGGACAGGCAUUGGCGGAGUUAUGCCCCUUGUCCAACUGAGAGGAACAGAAGACCAUUGGCUGAGUUAUUCCCCUUGUUCAACUGAGAGGAACGGAAGAGCAUUGGCGGAGUUAUGCCCUUGUUCAACUGAGAUGAACGGAAGACCAUUGGCUGAGUUAUGCCCCUUGUUCAACUGAGAGAAUCAGAAGAGCAUUGGCGGAGUUACGCCCCUUCUUUAACUGCGAGAAACGGAAAGACAUUGGAGUAUACGUGUGAUGCUCUUUUACAUCUACCAAAAGACCUUCUUAUAUCGGUCUGUCUGGAAUUCAGAGGCGUUCGAUAUCGUGAUUACAAGUCAUAAAAAUACAUUGAUGAUGAUGCAGAAUAUACAGGUAUAUUGAUUGAUCAGUAUCAGGCUGGUACAUCUAUUUACAGUAUAAAUUAUGAAUGGGGAAAUACUUUGUAAUGGUUUUAAUCCUUUAUUAGGAAUUUAUUUAAAGGCCUAGUUUAAGCCUUCUAUAAGUGCCCCCCCCCCCCAAAAAAAAAGGGUACAGUACACAACCUCUGUUUAUUGAUUUUAAUCUACUUGCCUUGAUCCCUCUUAAUGUUAGAUCUCCGAUCUGAUUAUCCUGCGGUGCAGUUUUUCAUAGAAUUUGCCCCUUAAUGGCCCUGAGCCAAUAAACGAAUACAUAGGAAAUUGGCCCCUACUGUGACACCAGUACAAUUAGCAGGAGAUGCACAGCAGGGGAUUAUCAUGCCAAACAUUCUUUAAACUAGGCCUUUAAGGAGCAGUUGCUUUAUCUGUUUAACACUUUAGCUUUUGUUAUUAUUAAAUCUUAUCUCUGUCAAACGUACAAUAUUUUGAAGUUUGUCCUUGUCCUGUUUUAUCUACAUUGUCAUGUCUUAUCUCUGUAAAUUGCUUGAAAUUGGCGAACCAUUGAAAUGCAUUUAUUGUAUUGAAAGAUACUUAGAUUGAAUAUGCUUAUUUUUGUACUUAGUUUUUGAUGCUAUCUUUAGUUAUAAAUUACCAUACUGACAUGUAACUGCUCAUUGGUGUAAACGCUUUUGCGAUUAUGAUUUUACAAACAGGAUAUCCAGGGGCGUAGCCAGGCUUUACUGAAUG